GCGCGUGGCUUUGAUGCUUGCUGGUAGUUGCUGCUGUGGCGCCCCGCAGUCCUGUAAGCGGGCGCGGACCCUCGACUACACCACGUCAGGCGUCAGUUUGUCUGUCUCGUGCCUUGUUGGCUUUGCUUCACGAUCUGUUGUGCAUCCCGGUCGCUCGUGCUCACGCCAUGUAACCUGAUCCCUACAUCGCUCAGGUACAUGUCGACAAACACGGACACACCGUUUACGUGCUACCAAUAAGGCUGUCGACCAUUCUGUCUUCUUCCUUUGAUCAGUAUACCCCGCAAUGGCGUCCAGGAAUUCUUGGAACUCUGCCCCCGCCGCAAGUGUCCACCUUCCCAACGGCCAGACCCUCAGCAUAACGCCCGUGUUCGGUGGGCUGUUCUUCAAGAGCAAUGAUCUAACAAACCACCAUUCCCCGUUCCCAGCUGGCUGGACCGUAGUCCUGAACUCGGAGGAUGGGGACUUGGACGAGGAAGACAACCACGAUGACAGCUCCAACGACGAUGCGCGCGUGCCUCCAAAACGAACGCAUCGGUACAGGAAACCCACGUUACACGGCGACCACCUCUACAUCUCGUCGAUAUCGAAUCCCUCGAGCAGCGACUUCAAGCCCGCCACCUCCCCGACGCGCCAGAUCGCCAUGAUGCUGUGGGCAACCUUGUACUGGUACUUCCACCAGCCAGAACCGAGCCUACAUAUUACGACCAAGGAUUCGAUAAAUACCCCCGAGCCUGGAAGGCCAGAAGGCGAGUGGCGCAUCAACGUCAACAGGGAGGGCAUCUUCAAGGGCAAAGUCGUACUGCCCAAACUCGAGCGCAUGGGCCUCAUAACCAGCGAAGACAGCAGCGUGGGCACUGCGCAAGAGGAGGGCAGCCCCGAGGGAUGGACGCGCAUGUUCGUCAGCCGCAGGUCUUUCUGGCAGCUAGACCCCCGCAUAUACCUCUUCACGCUCUCGCCCAUGGCACAAUCGCCCUUUCCCGCCGGCUCGCCCUACCCGUCGCGGCCUGGUAGUCCCGUCUCCGGCGCAGACUCCGAACCGCGAAAAGAAGUCCAGCUCGAUGCCGUCUCGCAAGGUCUCUGGUCGCCGGCCGGCCCAGGCCCCUUCCACUCGACUUCCCACCUGCCAACGUACUAUCCGCCUCCCCCACCGCAGUUCGUCUUCACAAACAACGUGCGGCAUCCACUGAGACCGAAACCCCCUAGGCAGGGCGAGAUCUUCUACACAAGAUACGUACCCAGCUUGUCGCAAUAUCUCUCCUUCCGCGUCGCCUCCGUAUCGAACAAAGCACUCAGACAUCGCGGACCAGUGGCAAGCCACACACCUACACCGCACCGCAACACGCCCCUCCCGGCCUCCGACUCCCACGUCCCCACCGUCUCCUCCCUGAACCUCAACUUGUCCGACCCAGAGUAUCUCCACAAGUGGAUGAACGAGCCGCGCGUGUCCUACUUCUGGGGCGAAUCCGGGCCCGAAGAGCACCAGCUCAAGUUCCUCCAAGCCGGCCUCAAGUCCAAACAUUCUUUCCCCGUGAUCGGAUGCUGGGACGGCCGGCCGUUUGGCUACUUUGAGAUCUACUGGGUCAAAGAGGACAAGUUGGGGCGCUACAUGGAGAACGUGGGGAACUACGACCGGGGGAUCCAUUGUUUGGUUGGCGAGCAGGAGUUUCGGGGGCCGCAUCGCGUCAAGGUGUGGCUGAGUGCGUUGGUGCAUUAUUGCUUUUUGGCCGAUUUGCGGACGGAGAGCGUGGUGCUGGAGCCGAGGGUGGAUAAUGAGAAGCUGGCGCAAUACCUCAUGGACGUGGGGUUCUACAAGGAGAGGGAGAUCAGCUUUCCGCACAAGCAGAGCAAUCUGAUGAAGAUCAAGAGGGAUGCGUGGGAUGGGCCGUAUCUCUAGGGGCGCUGCGGAGCCCGAGGUUACGUCUGGCAUAUGGAAAACGGCGGCUUGAGUUUGAGAUUUCCACAGCUCGCAGCGACCUGCAGCAAUGCA
Molecule: messenger RNA, 1990 nt
Organism: Paraphaeosphaeria sporulosa
Lineage: Eukaryota; Fungi; Ascomycota; Dothideomycetes; Pleosporales; Didymosphaeriaceae
Product: siderophore biosynthesis protein-like protein
Exons: 2
Coding region: 287-1897 (536 amino acids)
Biological process (GO): siderophore biosynthetic process
Source: RefSeq, a predicted model, not a curated record